Toxotes jaculatrix (banded archerfish) is the source of this 693-nucleotide messenger RNA. RefSeq names its product TATA-box binding protein associated factor 13 (gene taf13). NCBI's taxonomy places the organism in Eukaryota, Metazoa, Chordata, Actinopteri, Toxotidae. Gene Ontology annotation, biological process: transcription by RNA polymerase II. Gene Ontology annotation, molecular function: protein heterodimerization activity. Bases 94 to 468 code for a protein of 124 amino acids. The transcript is spliced from 2 exons. Gene Ontology annotation, cellular component: transcription factor TFIID complex. The record is from RefSeq and is a predicted model, not a curated record.
CUCGAGGAAGCAGAGGCGGAAGCGUAGACUAUGUAGGACCGGAAGUCAAAAAACCACCGACUGGUUUGUUGUUAUCCCGCCUGAACUAAAAGAAUGGCGGAUGAGGACGAGGAGACUGGCUUCGAUGAGGAGCUGGAUGACGGCUCCGGCGGCGUCGAUGUCGGCCACGGGAAGAGAAAGAGGCUGUUCUCCAAGGAGCUCCGUUGUAUGAUGUACGGUUUUGGAGACGACCAGAACCCGUACACGGAGUCCGUGGAUAUUCUGGAGGACUUGGUGAUCGAGUUUAUCACGGAAAUGACCCACAAGGCUAUGUCCAUCGGACGCCAGGGCCGCGUCCAGGUGGAGGACAUCGUUUUUCUAAUUCGCAAGGACCCCAGGAAGUUCGCCCGAGUCAAAGACCUACUGACCAUGAACGAAGAGCUGAAGAGAGCACGGAAAGCUUUCGACGAAGCAAAUUACGGCUCAUAAACUCAUCCUGAGAAGCUUCUUUACAUACGUCUAAUUUAGCAUUUAUUUCUUUUUAAUUUCUCUUUGUUCACCUGUGUCCUUUAGGAGCCUGUUCAGACUUCAGGGCCUGUCUAAACUCUGUAUUUUUUUUGCUAGGUGAUUUGCAUUAUUUCACGGAGAGUAUGACAAUGAGUGUUGUCAUGCUGUCUGGGACUGAUUAAAUAAAGUAACAUAUUAUUGUCAGAA